Brassica rapa (field mustard) is the source of this 5097-nucleotide messenger RNA. Its product is annotated as ribonuclease 3-like protein 2. Gene Ontology annotation, biological process: siRNA processing. The record is from RefSeq and is a predicted model, not a curated record. Gene Ontology annotation, cellular component: nucleus; cytoplasm. NCBI's taxonomy places the organism in Eukaryota, Viridiplantae, Streptophyta, Magnoliopsida, Brassicales, Brassicaceae. Gene Ontology annotation, molecular function: RNA binding; ribonuclease III activity.
UUUUUUAUACUAUUAUAUAUGAGCUUUUUAUUUAAGAUGAGUCAAUUCAUACUCUCUUUUAACAUUGAUAUUGGGCUAUUGCAUUUACUGGGCUAAUUAUUAGUAAACCCAUAUCAUCAUCGUUGUUUCUUCAGAUACCCUCGAUAAUUUCUUAGACGUUAUUGAAACGUCUAUAUUCAAUCUAUCUAAUAAAGCUUCAUAAUUAUGAAGCCAAACAUUUAAGUCCUACUAUUUAUCAUUUAAUUAUCCAACCCAACUAACUUUUCAAUUUUUAGAACUGUACCUAUAAAUACGGAUAUCCAAUUCCAUGAUUAUCACCAUUUCAUAAUGUUCUUCACUUUUUGUUUCUCUGAAUUUCUGUUUACAGCAAUGAAAUCCUUUCAAUUCCUACUCUCUCAAUUGAAAGAUGGUUGUUGUUAUCAAAACGUAGUGACCCUUCUUCUUCUGGAGGCGUGUAACAUUAAAAAAUGCGGUGAACUCAUCAGCCUCGAAAUAGCGAUUUGAGAUGAUCUAGGAUACACCGUCAUGGUCGAUUUCUCUAAUAAAGUGUUUGGUUGAGUUGGUGAUGAAACCAUUGCCAUUUUAAACAACCAUCACAUCAUUUAAACAUCAUUGAGGAUGUCUUUGUUAUCUUUGGGCAGGGACAAGAGAGGAGAUGGAUAGAUCUGAUGGCCGUGGUUGCAGAGAUCCUAGGCGGCUAGGGCAAUGCAUGGAAAGAGAGGUGUUAACCAGUGGAUCAUUGCAAAAAAACGAAAAAUUAGGAUUUGUUCAAUGCAUGCAUCGAAAAUGAAGUGGAUUUUGCAGUUUUAGAGGGUACCGACUAUGAGGUUAGUCUCUCCAAGAAGAGACCGGCAACGGAAAGUUGAUUACAUGGUGUUAUGUGCAGAGAAAGUUAAAAGACUGAGAGACUAAAUAUGAUUGUAUUCGAUUGGAUAUCAUGUUAGCUUUAUUUUGAUGUUCUUUAAAAUUUUAGAAAAGGCUCUGAUUAAAAACUUAAACAAAACAACUAAUGGAUCACUUAUGUCACCAAUGAAUUUUAUAUUGUGUAAGUUUUGCGAUUGUCUUAAACCCAUUCUCCCAUUUACUUCUAUUUAUAUGUAAUACACUGUAUUAUGUUUGGACAUUAAGAUUUUAUGACUAGAUUCAGGAAAUCAGAUUUAAAAAUAAAUAAAAUAUCUUUAUAUUUCCAAAUUUACGGACAACUUGAAAAUGUAAUAAAUAGGUCUACAAUUAAAAAUAUUCAUACAAAAAGAAAAACAGUCUCUCUUUAUAUGAAGCCAUGAAACCACAACAUCAAUUAAAACAACAUAAAUUGACACAUUAUUAUCACAAUCCUUUAGAUUUUAUGAAUUUCUUCAUAUCUCAUACUCCUAUAAAAAGUAUUUACACAAUAUCAAAUAGUCUGUAAAUUUUUUUUAUAAACAAUUGAACAUUUUCAUCUUAAAUCAAUUGUAAUUUUAAAAGUAGAAAUAAAUUGUCUCAACAUGGUUUCUAACAAAUAGUAAAAUUAAUUAAUUAGGUUAUAUAAAUAUAUUUAUUUUAAUAAUUUUAUGACUUAAAUUUAAUUUUAAACAAAAAGAAAAAUAAGAUAAUCAGUAUCAUGUAUGUCACAUAUUUUAAUAUUUCAUUUUAAUAAUUUAUAUAUAUAUAUACACACAUGUUAUAUAUCAUCUAAAUGUAAAUUAAUUGACUUGAAAUUAAUAUUAAAUUUAUUUAUCAUCUUUUGUAAUUUAGACGCAUUGAAUCAAUUGAAAAGAUUACAAAAAGAUAUUUACUGUUUCCAAUGAAAAAUAUAAAAAAAUAACAUAGUUUAUUUUAAAUAAAUGUAGUUAUACUAAUAUAAUUAUAAUAAUAUUUUCAGUUUUCAAUUGAAAAGAAAUAAUUUGAUGACUAAUGUUAUUUAGUCGAAAUUUAUAGUAUAAUAAGUUUAACAUUUUAUAUAUAUAUAUAAGAAACUACUUUGUAAUAAAACCAUAAUAACUAAUAAAUAAAAAAUAUUUAAAUUUAACGAUAAGUUAUAGUAGAUUCUUAAUAUAUAUAAUUAAAAAGUUGAUAUAAGAAAACAAAUGUUAAAAUUCACAUUUUGAAAAUUAAUCAUCACCUUUAUCUUUAAAACCUUAAUUAUUUAUUCAGAUAACGUAUUAUACUUGGUAUUAAAUUAAUAUUUUAUAUAAAAUUCAAACGUACUCUAAUUGAUAACAAUCAGCAUUAUGUUAUCAUAUUGCAGACAUAACUAAAAAUAAUUUUUGAUAUAGACCCAUAGUAAAUUUGCUAUUUUUGUGUCGAGUAAAUGAGUGAUGGAAAGUGGGUUAAACCCAUCUUACCCGACCCGUCCCGAUGAGGUUGAAUCAGUUUUCAAUUUUAUAUUUUAAAAUUUUGAUCGCCUAACCUGUAUGGAGAAAAUAUUACACCGUACUUGCAUCUCUUAAUUUCGCGGAUGAUCUAGAUAACAAUUUACAUAUUAUACAAAACAAAUACAAAUCAUUCCGAACUACGCGGACCAACCCUAGUAAUUAUAUGUAAAACUCAUCCAAAAUAACUAACAAACUAUCUAGAUUUAAUUAUAUAAUCUACUUUAUUAAAACAGAAGUACACAUAAAAAAUACCCUUUAUAGUUGCACAAUAUUUACAAUCCAAUACCACUAAGAAUUUAAUUAACCCAUCGUUAAAAAAUACUUGUUUUUUCAGGUAUUAAAUGUUUUCCUAAAAUGAUCAAUUGUACCUAAAACGACGUUAACUUCUCCACGUAGAAAAUUAUUUUCUUUAUUGCCAAAUAAUUUCUCUUUCUACUAUCAAUAAUAAAGCAUAGUUUAUAUGUCGAUAAUACUUUCUUUUACUUUAUUUAACCUGAACCAAAGAAAAAUUAUGUAAAUUUUAUAAAUAGUUUAACACGUUGGAAAAUAUGAGCUCAUGCUUAGAUCGAUUUCAAUAAGGUCUUACUUCUAUAUCUCAAAGUGAAAAACUUAUUAUAUGCUAAUUCAUAUGUACAAUUCAUUGCUUUUCUAUAUAAAUUCACCUCCCAAAAUAUUAUACUUUUAAUUUAUUUGUGUGCAAAUUUGGAAGAUCACAACUCAAUUACACCUACAAUCACAGAUUCUAAGUAAUCACAAAAUCUUAGCCUUUAUCGAUUUCAAACAGAAGUACAUACAAAAUGUUAAUUGGAUCCCAAAGUCAAGCAUAAGAAAGCUAGCAAAUCUUAGCAUUUCCUAUCUCUUUGGUUCAAAUCAAAACAUACCAUAAACAAUAUCAUUUUUUUUUCUUUUUUCAAUUUUGUAUUAUCCGUUUGCUUUUUAUUUAUUUAUAUAUAAAUUCAUAAUUAUUAGGGAAAUUAUGUUACAGCAUAUUUGUAUUACAUUAUGAAAACAAAUAUAAAAAAACAUCUGCGGGACCGCGCAUCCAGCUCUAGUUGAACACUUCAACUUGUUUGAAUUUCAGUCAGAAAAAGGAGUUUCUAGUUCAGUUACCAAGACCGAUUUUGAAAACAUUGACGAAGGCCGAGUCAAAUUUAAUAUCUUUUUAUUGUUUUGUUUAAUGUUUUUCUGUUAAUCAAUAAAAAGUCAAAGAGAGUCAAAACUCAAAAGUAAUGAAAUUGGGAAAUAAACUUUUAAAUAUAGAGAAAACGAAAGAACUCUCGUCACGUUGGACUUCGCUUAAAGAUUCUCUCUCUCUCUCUCCAUGGAUCGCUUCUUCUCGCCGGACUUCAACUCUCCGACGAUCACUCCCUCUAACCUAUCCAAUUCCUUUCCUUCAGUCAAUUCUCAGGCGAUCACCCGCCCUCCUAUAUCGCCGGAGAAGAUGGAAUCUCUGCAAGCCGUGGAGAAGAUCGUCAACUACAGUUUCGCCAACAAGAGCCUUCUCGAGGAAGCGCUUACGCACACAUCUUGCGUCGACUUUCCUUCGUACGAAAGGCUUGAGUUCGUAGGAGACAGCGCCGUAGGUCUUGCCCUGACGAACUACUUGUACCUCACUUACCCUAACGCCGAACCGCACGAGCUGUCUCAGUUGAGAGCUGCUAAUGUUAGCACCGAGAAAUUCGCCCGUGUCGCACUCAAACACGGUCUCUACCGCUUUCUUCGUCGCAAUGCUCCUUCUUUAGAUGAAAAGGUUACAGAGUUCUCAGAGGCGGUGUGCAAAGAAGAUGACUCAGUUUAUUAUGGUGGAUUAGUGAAAGCUCCCAAAGUUCUCGCUGACCUCCUAGAGUCUGUAGCCGGAGCUGUUUACAUAGAUGUCAACUUUGAUCUCCAAAGAUUCUGGGUGAUCUUCAGGGGUCUUUUGGAACCUAUAUUUACACUGGAUGAUCUCCAGCAGCAACCUCAGCCUAUUAGUAUGCUUUUCCAGUUAUGUCAUAAACACAACAAGAGACUCGCCAUCAGGUAUCUGAAAGAGGGCAAAAGAAUUAUCGCUGGUGUAUAUCUCGAUGACCAGUUGUUUGCUUCUGGGAGUGCUGAGAACAAAGAUACCGCCAAGCUGUUAGCUGCUAAGGAAGCACUAGGGAAGUUUUCAGAAUGUACGCCUAUUGCAAUGGUUAUUGAUGAGGGCAGUGUAGAGGUUGAAGUUGAAGAUGCCAAGAGGAAGUUGUAUGAGAUUUGCUCCAAGAAAAAGUGGCCUAAACCAAUUUACAGUGUUGAGGAAGAAAGAGGGUCGGCAAAUGAGAAGAGAUUUGUGUGUUCAGCUAGAAUAAAGAUCCCUAGUGAAGAGAGUCCGUUAUAUAUGAAGGGGGAUGAGGAAUCCAAGAAAAAAAAAGCUGAAAACUCCUCAGCUUACCACAUGAUAAUAGCUCUAAGGAAAUCUAAUUAUCUCUAGUGGGUUCUUGAAUGAUGUUGUUGUUAAGUUACAAAAGUGACUCAUUCAGGAAAAAAAUACCUGUCUGUGUGUGUUGUGGAGAAGAAGAGAACUCUUGUCUUGUGUCAGGCAAAUGUCUGUAUGUGUUGUAGUAGUCGGUAUUAGUUUGGUUUUUGUUACUGUAUGGGGUUUUUUAGUUUACACAAGUAAUUGAUGGGAAUGUCCUCCUCCUCUAAGUGUUGUCGUCCGAGGAUUGGAGUUUUGUUUGUGUUUCAAAUCUUCCUUAAAGGUUAAUAAUCACUGUUACAACCGUAA